This is a messenger RNA of Camelina sativa (false flax), 1206 nucleotides long. The record is from RefSeq and is a predicted model, not a curated record. NCBI's taxonomy places the organism in Eukaryota, Viridiplantae, Streptophyta, Magnoliopsida, Brassicales, Brassicaceae.
GUCUCUUUUUUUUUUUUUUUUUUUCUAAUUUUUUUUUCCUUUUUAUUAACGAUCUGUAAAUUCUCCUCAGUUUCCGUGAAACCCUUGGAAAAACCCAUUGCUCUUUUCGAGAGAGAGAAGGAGGAGAGGAGAGUGUUUGUAAGAAGAAGAAAUGGGUGUGGAUUUGAGGCAAGUGGUGGCUGGGAUUCUCACCAUUACCAUGUUUGUGAUGCUUGGACAAAUGCUUCAUAGAGAUUACUUCGAUGCUCUUCAGGAGAAAGUUCAAGGAGAUGCACAUGAUAUUGAAUUCAAGGGAUCAAAAGUAGCUGUUGAAGAUGGACUCGUUAGAGCUAUUCAAGGUGUGACUAAUGGACCUUGGAUGGAGGAUAGCCAUGAACUUAAACCUUGUUGGUCCAUUUCCCAAUCUGAUGAAGCAGUAUCAUCCAAGGGUUAUGUUACAUUCUCCUUAACCAAUGGUCCUGAGUACCAUGUCUCUCAGAUUACCGAUGCCGUGAUGGUGGCAAAGCAUCUUGGAGCAACUCUAGUGCUUCCCGAUAUAAGAGGAAGCAAACCUGGAGAUGAAAUGAACUUUGAUGAUAUCUAUGAUGUGGACAAACUUAUUAAAAGCUUGGAAAGCGUCGUCAAAGUUGUAAGAAAACUGCCGAGCCAUGUAUCUCUAAGAGAUAUAGCCAUUGUCAAGGUUCCUACCCGAGUUGCAGAAGAUUACAUCAAGGAGCAUAUUGACCCCAUCUUCAAAUCAAAAGGGAACAUAAGAGUUACAACCUAUUUCCCUACGGUGAACUUGAGGAAGUCUUCGCAGGGUGCUGAAACUGACCCUGUCUCUUGUUUGGCAAUGUUUGGUUCCUUGGAGUUGCAACCUGCAGUGAAUGAUUUGGUUGAAUCUAUGAUUCAGCGGCUGAAGACACACAGCAAGAAAUCCGGUGGCCGUUUCCUAGCCAUAGACUUGAGGGUUGAGAUACUUGAAAAGAAAAAUUGUCAUGAAGCAGGUGCUGUGGGAUCCAAAACCUGUUACAACGCACAGGAGAUUGCAUUGUUCUUGAGGAAGCUUGGAUUUGACAGUGAUACAACUAUAUAUCUGACUCAGCCAAGAUGGGAGAGCAGCCUCAAUAUUCUUAAGGACAUUUUCCCGAAAACAUAUACUAAGGUGCGUAAAUCUUUCAUUGUUUAGUCUCUGAAGUUGUCACCCAUAUGCUAAUCUUGAUCUUU